This is a messenger RNA of Penicillium griseofulvum, 1824 nucleotides long. Its product is annotated as fungal specific transcription factor domain-containing protein. Gene Ontology annotation, biological process: DNA-templated transcription. The record is from RefSeq and is a predicted model, not a curated record. Lineage: Eukaryota; Fungi; Ascomycota; Eurotiomycetes; Eurotiales; Aspergillaceae. Bases 1 to 1824 code for a protein of 607 amino acids. Gene Ontology annotation, cellular component: nucleus. Gene Ontology annotation, molecular function: DNA binding; zinc ion binding. The transcript is spliced from 5 exons.
AUGCAAUACGGCCCAACAAAAAACGCCGCGUGCGAUAUCUGGACGCGGAAAAAAGCAUCAGUCUCGGCUCCAGGAUUCCUGGGGCAAACCAGUUACUCCGAUGCGUUUACAGAUACGAAAAGUGAACUCCUUGUUGGCUCCCCAUCCCUCACAGGUCAUGAUAGCUUUCCCAUUGACCAAAAGCGGAUCAACCUCGGUGCUCGGGUCUUAGGGCUUCUAGAGGACCUCCCAUUUUAUAGAGAUGUGGUCACCGCUCGAUUCAAGAUAUGGAAGGGAUGGAGCCUUGGCUGGCCAAUUACGAAUAUGAUUUUUACUAUCGUGGAAAAGAUGUGGAACUCCCUAGAAACUGAGGGUAUGGACACAAACCAACGCGCCUUGUUCCUGUCUAAGAGACUCUUUGAAACGCAUAGCCGGGCACUUGAGGUGUACCCUUCAAUGACAUGGGAGGACUUCCAGUCCGCUGCUGCCGGAAGAUGGGAGGUGAUUGGGAUGCUGCUUACUCUAACAGGUCUAGCUACGGACUGGGUCCCUCACGGCGACCCCAUCUUCAUGCGUCAGAAUACGAUGGAUCCGAAGAGUCUAGCUAUAACUGCUACUGCUGUAGGAGACAUAUGUCUUCAAUUCUGCGAUAGCACGGGAAUUGUGAACGAUAUUGUUGGCUGGCUGCUGUUACAUCAAGUGACACUUUUGGCAAUAGUCUAUGGUGAAAGUGACUUUAGACCAUGGAGGAAGUUAGGAGAUUUAUCGACGACAGUAUUUGCACUCGGGCUUCAUCAGGAUUCUAGCACAAAUGCUCCAUUCUUUCUUUCUGAGAUGCGAAAAAGAACCAUGGUCGCGGCCUAUUCAACAGACAAAGUGCUUGCCACUUUCUUGGGUCGCCCGCCACUUAUCAGCUGGCGGUACUGUGAUAUUCAAAUGCCACUUGACUUGAGCGUUGAGGAAAUUUUCGCCGACUCAGUUGUUCGGGAUGCGGCAAUCGCUCGAUUGGAUGAGAAGAGCGGAUGGAAUCUGGAAUCAAGCUUGAUGAAGGGCACGUGGCCACGGAUUGCCUUGAUCACUAGCGUCCUCCGUGAGAAGGUCUUGGAACUUUCACUAAGUUGCCAACUCGAGAAUCUCAGUCAAAGGGUCGAGGAGCUUUCACGCGAAUCGCGGCAGUUACGACAAGGACUGCCAGAAUUCCUCCAUUGGAAACCUCAUAUUGACGGGGUGGUUCUUUCCAGGGUAGAAUAUGAUCUCCUUUUCGAAAUUCAUAUAGAAUUUCUGCAUAACGAUUUCCUGCUCUACAGGACCCUCGGUAAACGCACCCAGACCCAGCCCGAGGCAAUUAUUAGUAUCGCUCGGGAGAUACUCAAAGCAUUGGUCACUAUGAUUUCCGAGAAGACUCGCAAUAGACAACCUAUCAAAGAUAUUGGGUUGAACGUGUGCUUACCAGGACUCCCUUCCGCCGGUGUGCUCUGUGCAGAAUUACUGCGUAGAUCCCGGUCGACAGUGACAAGCCGUUUUCUGGGGUUUCCUCGCUCAGAGAUUAUUCAAAAUUUGACCCUUUUUGCAGCAUAUCUGGACACUAUCAUUAACCCCCAUGAUGGUAACUACCGUGUCGCACAGCAGGGUCAGAAGGCAAUUCGCCAUGUCUUGGAUCAAGUCCUAUCCGUCGAAGUGGUAUCCUCUGUGAUAGAAGAUACUGGAACGAGUGAUAAAGCGAUUGAUGAUGCCACCUUGCUUGACGGUGUGAAUUUCGAUGAUCAUGACUUAUUUCUUGGUUGGCUUGAUGGCAACAUGCAACACAUGUCCGACUCUUGGCUAGGAUGGGUUAAUUUUACCUGA